Symbiodinium natans is the source of this 1911-nucleotide messenger RNA. The record is from the annotation of a GenBank genome assembly. Lineage: Eukaryota; Dinophyceae; Suessiales; Symbiodiniaceae.
AUGGCGCCCGGAAGGAAGCAGCGCCGAGCAGAGCGCUUGCAGUCGUGGAACGAGGACCGCUGGUAUGUGCAGCAGUCGUGGAAGCGCUCGAGGCGUGAGGACUGGCGCAGCAAUGACUCCAUGGACUACAGCUCCUCGAACGGCAGUCGCCCCUUGGACUACAGCUCCUCGAACGGCAGUCGCCCCUUGGACUACAGCUCCUCGAACGGCAGUCGCCCCUUGCGCUACAGCUCCUCGAACGGCAGUCGCUCCUUGGACCACAGCUCCUCGAACGGCAGUCGCUCCUUGGACCACAGCUCCUCGAACGUCAGUCGCUCCUUGGACCACUCGAACGGCAGUCGCCCCUUGGACUACAGCUCCUCGAACGGCAGUCGCGUCUCGGCCCACAGCUCCUCGAACGGCAGUCGCCUCUUGGACUACAGCUCCUCGAACGGCAUGUCCUCUUCUUCUGCCAGCACUUUGGAAAGCCGCGAGUUCGAGACGCGCAAGACGCUGCUGCUUUCGAAAGGCCCCGGCAACAAGUGGCGCCGCAUCCAAAGCAGCAUCUUGAAAGCUUACGACCUGCCAGAUCUGCCCUACGCCUACGAUGCCCUGGAGCCCUCCAUCGACAAGGCGACGAUGGAGUUCCACCACGACAAGCAUCACCUGACCUAUGUGACGAACAUCAACAAGGCUCUUGAGGGCAAGAGCCAGCCUCCACUUGUCGAGCUCCAGAAGACGGCCAUCAAGGACGGGGCCGCGUUCCGCAACAGCGGCGGCGGAGCCUACAACCACAACUUCUUCUGGCUGGAAAUGGCUCCCACGGGCAAGGGCGGUUCGCCGUCAGAGAAGCUGGCGAAGGCCAUCGACGAGUCGUUCGGAUCCAUGGACGACUUCAAGGCCAAGUUCGAGGCAGCUGGUGCCCCUGGCGCCCGCUUCGGCUCCGGCUGGGUUUGGCUGGUGGUCACAGACGACAAGCCUGCAUGGUGGAGGUUCUGGAGGACAAGAAGGAAGCUGGCCAUCACGUCCACGCCGAACCAGGACAACCCUCUCAUGGACGGAGUCGAUGGCACUCAGGGCAUCCCAAUCUUGGGCUGUGAUGUCUGGGAGCAUGCCUACUACUUGAAGUACCAGUACCGUCGCCCGGACUACAUCAAGGCAUGGUGGGACGUGGUCAACUGGAACCAGGUCAGCGCGUGGUACGAGGACGCCUUGGGUGGAACUGCACCCACUGCUAUCAGACCCGCGACCCCUUUGAAGUCUUUCAAAGAAAAGGAGCUGCUUCUGCGAGGGUGUUCCCGCCACUAUGAUGCCAAGGGCUCGACAGUUCUGACAGCCGAGAUGCUCUCGCUGCUGGUGCCCAUGCAGGAAAACCACCAGCCACAGGACAUCGUGCCAGAAAUUCCUGAUGAGGUCUUCGGAGCCUGUGAGUGGCAGCCCCUGAUCAUCCUUCCUCUCUUGGAAGAGGGCCUGAGGCCCCGCCGGCAGACGCCGAUGGGAAGCAUCUCCGAAAACAGCUGGCCGCCCUCCCUGCCGUCGCCGCGGCCAGACACCCGCGCACGGGACACGCUGAAACACCUCGAAGAGGCCUUGCUGGGAGCUCGUGCCAGCCCAGCCGAGGCUUCAGGUGAUCCGAGCCUGGUUGAGUCAGAGUCGGCUAUCGUCGAGCUGGAGGAUCCAUUCCUCGCGGCGCUGUGCCGCCAUGAAGAGGAGCAGGGGCGUGAGGAGGAGCUUGCUGCAGAAGAGGCUGCGGCCGCAGCGGCCUCGGAGGCAAGAGGCUGCCGCAGCUACCUUGCCAAGGUCUACUCCCAGACCGCUGGCGUAGCAGACCAAAGGCACGCGAAGAAGAUGAAGCAGGAGGUGCCUGCAAGCUGCACCAGUGCAUGUUCCGGUGUCCUAAUUAGCAUGAGGGUCUGGCAGCAAGUGGUAUAG